AUGUCGGAGCAGAAUUCUCAGGACACGCAAAACCACCAUCACCAUCAUCACCACCACCAUCACCACCACCGCAAUGAGCAGAACCAGGACGCUGCUGCAGCGCCAGCGAAUCGCAUUGGCAAGUAUCAAAUCAUAAAAACAUUGGGCGAAGGAUCGUUCGGAAAGGUCAAGUUGGCCCAGCAUUUGACCACUGGCCAGAAGGUGGCAUUGAAGAUCAUCAACAGAAAGACGUUGGCCAAGUCUGACAUGCAAGGCCGUGUCGAGAGAGAAAUCUCCUACUUGCGUCUCUUGAGACAUCCUCACAUCAUCAAGCUUUACGAUGUCAUCAAGUCGAAGGACGAGAUCAUCAUGGUUAUUGAGUAUGCUGGAAAGGAGUUGUUUGACUACAUCGUACAGAGAGGAAGAAUGCCUGAGGAUGAAGCAAGAAGAUUCUUCCAGCAAAUCAUUGCUGCCGUUGAAUACUGUCACAGACACAAGAUUGUUCACAGAGACUUGAAACCUGAAAACUUGUUGUUGGACGACCAACUCAACGUGAAAAUCGCCGACUUUGGUUUAUCCAAUAUCAUGACUGACGGUAACUUUUUAAAGACGAGUUGCGGCUCGCCCAAUUACGCAGCUCCAGAAGUCAUCAGUGGAAAGUUGUACGCUGGUCCUGAGGUGGACGUCUGGUCCUCCGGUGUUAUCUUGUACGUGUUGUUGUGUGGUCGGUUGCCAUUUGACGACGACUUCAUCCCUGCAUUGUUCAAGAAGAUCAGCAACGGUGUCUACACCUUGCCCAACUAUCUUUCGCCCGGUGCAAAGAAUUUGUUGACAAGAAUGUUGGUGGUGAACCCACUCAACAGAAUUACAAUUCAUGAAAUCAUGGAAGAUGAUUGGUUCAAGCAAGGAAUGGAGGAGUACUUGUUACCUCCUGACUUAUCCAAGACCAUCCACAACAAGAUCGACAUCGAUGAGGACGUCAUCAGUGCAUUAACUAUGACUAUGGGUUACGACCGCGAUGAGAUCUUAAGCGUCAUCAACUCCUGCAACAAACAACAGUACCCACAGCAGCAGUCUAAUGAGAUUCUUGAUGCAUACUUGUUGAUGAAGGAAAAUCAUUCCUUAGUCAAGGAUUUGAAAAAGAACAAGACAGAGAGAAUGGACACCUUCUUGUCUCAGAGUCCACCUCCUUCCUGGAAUACAACCAAUACGGAGGAAGCUCCUUCCUCGCACAGAGCUCCUGGAGUCCAACAGUCAUUGACAUACCAAACAUUGGCCACAGUUCCGGAUUUAUCUACGUUGCCAAACUCUACAAUUGCAAUUUUACCCGCUUCGCUUCCGUCUAUUCAUAGAGCAUUCAUGAUGAACCAAACAUCUUCAGGACAAGCCAAAAUCAAUCCUGUUUCCACCAAGAAGCUGAAAACAAAAUGGCAUUUUGGAAUCAGAUCGCGCUCGUACCCAUUAGAUGUGAUGGGCGAAAUCUACCGUGCAUUAAAGAAUUUGGGAGCAGAAUGGUCGAAACCUACGGAAGAGGAAUUGUGGACUAUCAGAGUCAGAUGGAAGUAUGGCCCAUGUAUCGUUGACGACACUAUGAAGGAUGACCAGGUUGUGCCACCUGAUUUGAUGAAGAUGCAGAUCCAAUUGUUCCAAUUGGAGCCUAAUAACUACCUUGUUGACUUUAAAUUUGAUGGAUGGGAAAGCUCUUCUGGAGAAGCACCUGCUAGACAGGAGGUUGAUGAGAUGAGUUCUUUCUCUGCGUACCCAUUCUUGCACUUGGCCACCCGUCUUAUUAUGGAAUUGGCUGUGAAUUCUACGCAAGCUUAA
Sungouiella intermedia is the source of this 1803-nucleotide messenger RNA. The record is from the annotation of a GenBank genome assembly. NCBI's taxonomy places the organism in Eukaryota, Fungi, Ascomycota, Pichiomycetes, Serinales, Metschnikowiaceae.